Molecule: messenger RNA, 947 nt
Organism: Centruroides sculpturatus (bark scorpion)
Lineage: Eukaryota; Metazoa; Arthropoda; Arachnida; Scorpiones; Buthidae
Product: membrane-bound transcription factor site-2 protease-like
Exons: 5
Coding region: 66-947 (293 amino acids)
Biological process (GO): regulation of response to endoplasmic reticulum stress; membrane protein intracellular domain proteolysis
Cellular component (GO): cytoplasm; membrane
Molecular function (GO): metalloendopeptidase activity
Source: RefSeq, a predicted model, not a curated record
GUUAGAUUGAUUUAUUUUUUUUUACUAAUAAUUACUCUAAUUUUCUAUGUAUUCUUCAGUCAUGCAUGUUACAUCCAUAUUUGGUACUAUUAGAAAAAAGUAAUCUCACGUUCAAACCAUGCCAAUUACAAUGGUAUACAAGUCGUUGGAACAGAUUAUUUAAAAAGUUGAGUAAUUAUAAAGCUCGAUGGCUUCGGAAGUGGUUCAGCUUUGGAUCUCUUGUUACAAGUAUUUUAAUCAUACCAUCAUUAUUUCUAUUAGCAUAUACUGCUAAGAAUAUGUAUGACUCCUUAAGCUAUGAUAUUAAAACAGAACAAAUUUUGCAACCAGUAUUUCCAGGAGUGAAUUUACCAUUAUCUCAUGUAAUAUAUUAUUUUGUUACAUUAUUAAUGUGUAGUAUUUUUCAUGAAUUAGGACAUGCACUUGCUGCUGCAAGAGAAAAUGUCAAGAUUCAUGGUUCUGGUUUGUUUAUUUUUGGAAUAUUUCCUGGUGCAUUUGUUGAUUUAUCAACUGAAAGUAUGACAUUGUUAACACCAUGGCAACAAUUGAGGAUAUAUUGUGCAGGUGUUUGGCAUAAUAUUGUGUUGGUUUUAUGUGCAUCAUUUUUAUUAUAUGUUAAUGCAUUUCUGCUGUUUCCAUUUUACCAAUAUGGUUCCGGAGUAACUGUCACAUAUAUUGCUGAGAAUUCAGGAGUAGAUGGCCCUGCAGGGUUGGAGACUGGUGAUGUUAUUACAGCCAUUGUAUCUUGUUCCAUUCAAACAGAAGAACAUUGGAAAAAAUGCUUACAGGAUAAAAUAAAUCAACCAUCUCAAGGUUAUUGUGUACCAAUUACAUUUAUCAUGCAAGAAGAUGUAGCAAUAAAAGGAGAAUUUGCUACAAAUAUUCACGAAAAAAUACAAAUUUAUUUGGAUAAAAGAGUGGUUUUUUUUCAAGAAAAAUUAAGCUAA